Molecule: messenger RNA, 429 nt
Organism: Arctia plantaginis
Lineage: Eukaryota; Metazoa; Arthropoda; Insecta; Lepidoptera; Erebidae
Source: the annotation of a GenBank genome assembly
AUGGCUAAUGAAGCACCAGUUCCUCCUCCUGUUUUAUGGGCUCAGCGGAAAGCAGAGGUCUUUCUCACAAUAAGCGUUGAAUCCAAAGAUCCAACAAUCAAAAUCGAACAAGAUUCAAUAUAUUUCAAGGGUGUCAAUGUGUCUGACAAUAAAUCACAUGAAGUAACCAUACCUUUGUAUGACAGUGUAAUUCCGGAGUCUAGCGACUACGUAAAUAAAGGCCGGUGCAUAGAAGUGAUACUCAACAAAAAGAACACAGACGCGUCUUACUGGCCAUCACUAACAAAAGAUAAAAAGAAACCUCACUACCUUAAGGUAGAUUUUAACAAGUGGAUAGAUGAGGAUGAUGAAGAAGAAAGUAGUGGUGAUAUUAGUAAUAUGGACUUUGGCGAUGCAUUCCAAGGAAUGGGUGAUGACGGCGAGGAUUAG